Molecule: messenger RNA, 9391 nt
Organism: Onthophagus taurus
Lineage: Eukaryota; Metazoa; Arthropoda; Insecta; Coleoptera; Scarabaeidae
Source: RefSeq, a predicted model, not a curated record
GUUGAUCGUGAACUGCGCACGGCAGCCUGUUCAGCAGCGGGUUCCAUUCAGCUCGUGUUUUCAGUUCGUCGCGAGUUUUUGUCGGGGUCACGUCUGUUAUUCGUUGUCUUUUUUUUUUCGAAGAGAUGACGAGUUUCUUUUUGAAACGAAAUGAACCCAAAGGAUUUGGGAAAAAAAGAAAUUUUGAAUGGAAUGUUUGAAAUAAAAAUGCAAGUAACUGGGUAUUUUUGAAAGAUUUUUUUGUUUUGUAAAAAUAAAAACGAAAGAAUGGAAGAUAGUUCGCCUGAUCUCAGUUUGAAGCUGAGGAGGGGUUCAAGUGAUUCCAGGGAUUCGUUCUAUAUGGACCUGGACAAAGGGAUUGAUUCAGAUAUUGAGGAUAUUGCUACGACUUCAGCCGCUGAAACUAGAGACACCACAACCACCGCGGAAUCAACAGCAACUCCUACUGUUUUAGGAAUUGUUAAAGAAGAAUCUAUUGGAAAUUUCAGUUGGGCGACGAUACCACCGCAAAAUGUAAGCGGUGGAACGAGGAGUAGCACGUUAGGAUGUCUUCCCGAUCCCGUUUUACCAUCGCCGUCAACCCCGAACGCCGUAAUCGUUUCUCCAGAAACGUUGAGUCAUCAUUCAUCACCGUCAAAAUUGGCUAAAGUUGUUGGACAUGUUCAUAUUCAUACUACACCAUCGCCAAGUAGGAAUUUACCUCCUGGACCACUCCCAGUAACUCCUGUGGGAUUUUAUCAUCAGCAACAUCAGUUACCGGUCGUCAGGAGACUUUCCCGUGCUGAGAAGCAAAUAGAAUGGAAGCAAUUAGGGGCGGAUGCUUUAGCCACCACAUUAUCCGCUCUUUAUGGAAAACUUUUGGUCGUAAUGGGAACGGCUUUUCCGAUGGCUGAAGUAAUUUCUACUUAUAUCCCUCCGUCGUUUUACGAAAUUUAUUAUCUCUAUCUUUAUAUUGGGAGUAUGUUUUUCCUUUUAUAUAUGUAUAUGGUGUUGUUGAGGGAUAAAAGGAGGCGGAAACGAGAAGAUGCUGAAAGGAUGAAAGAGUGUCAAAAAGAAGAGAGUAUAUCCGGUGAAGAAAGUGAUAGAGAAACAAGUGAAAACACCACAAGUAGUUCUAUAUUUCGUCCAAGGAGAAGCUCUUUACAAGCUAUUCCUGCAAAACAAAGUUAUGGAAGUUUUUAUUUAAGAAUGGGAGCCGUCGCAUUUGGAAUUGGAAGCAUGAUUUACUCAGGUUUAGAAUUCGGUCAAUAUUUCGAACAAGAAAGAAACACCAAGUGCCAUAACAUUUUCUUAGCAUUAACACCAGCUACAAGAAUGGCAUUUAUUUUUAUUCAAAUGUAUUUUAUAUUUUUGAAUAACGAACAAAUGCGAGUUUAUAAGCAUAAAAUAGCCGCAAGAUUCGGUUUAAUGCAUAUGAUUGGUACGAAUUUAUCGGUUUGGUUGUUAGUUCUCGUCCAAGAAACAAAACACGAAAUUUUAACGUUUUAUAAUCCAGAAAAUAAUUCGUUAAGGAUUUCUCAUCGAAUUCAAUACAAAAGUAAUCUUUUAGGACUUCCAGUUUUAACAGCUGAGCAUCCAGCUGAAGCUCAUGGUCAUCACCAUAUUGUAGCAAGAGGGUUAAAAGGACCUCAUCAUUUAUACGAAUGUCGUAGAACAAAUAUAAUUGGUAGUUUAGUUCAAGAUGCAUCUCCAUUUUUAUUUCCAUGUACAAUCGAGUAUAGUUUAAUUUGUGCUGCUAUUUUAUACGUUAUGUGGAGAAAUAUUUCUAAAUUACCAGCCCCUACUAAUAUUUUAAAAGGCUCUAAAACUGAGUUUAAUUAUAAAAAACAUCCUCAUCAUUAUUCAGUUGAUUGCGCAAGAGCUCAUAAAGGUCUCUUCGUUGGAAUAUUACUUUUAGUUUUAACAAUAAUAUCAUUAAUUUUAUUUUUUGUGUUAAUUUCAAAACCAGAAUUUGUUGGUUUGGCUGUUAUAGAAGUGAACAUUUGUGAAUUAGCUUUAUAUGGGUUAACUACUUUAGCAACAAUAAUUGGAAUGUGGCAAGUUCGUCAAUUAAAAUAUGACGGUUCAAGAAAUCUUCAGUUAGAUAAUAUUUUAUUGAUAGGUGCUCAAACUGGAAUGUUUAUUUAUUCAACGUUUACAAUAAUCGGUGGUCAAUUUACAAUUGAAAGAAAUACAGUUUUAGUUUUAGCGACUGCAUUAGCUUCGCUUUUACAAACUUCUUGUCAAACUAUGUUUGUUUUGGAUGCUUCCAGAAGAUCUUGUGCUACUCCGGAACAAAUUCGGAGGAAGCCUGGAAGACAAAUUGUAACAUUUUUAUUGGUAACCAAUUUAGCGAUGUGGGCGAUUAAUACUUUGGAAAAAUCUAGGGCUGAAUCACAUCCGAUUCAGCUACAUUUUUACGGUCUUUGGGCUUGGACGAUUAUAACACACGUUAGUAUGCCUUUGGCGAUUUUUUACCGAUUUCAUUCGACUGUUUGUUUAUGCGAAAUAUGGAAAAGAGCUUACAAAAUGAAGCCAACUUAUAUGUAAAUUUGGUGUUUUUUUAAUUUAUUUAAUGAUAGGAAAUAUUUUUUUUGUGAUAAUUUUUAAAAUAAUAAUUUUUGAAAUAAUUAUUUAUAAAGUAAUAAUCAUCCACAACGUAAACUAACAAAAUAGGUAAAAAACAUAUCUGAGUAAGGUUCAAAAGAUUAAUAACCAUCCAUUUUUUAUAAAAAGAAAUAUCGAUUUUUCGAAGCAAUAAUUUUAUAAAACUAUUUAAUCUUAUUCUACAAAUUAACCCUUUAACGUACAAACAUUUUUAUUUAGAGAGAUGGGGGAAGGGUAUUUAAACAAUGAUGUUCAUGAAGAUUUAGGUUGGCUUUGAGAGGCAAAGACCAUAUAGAGAGAUACAUGAGAAAUUAUUAUUGUAUUAUGUUAGGAAAGAUCACGAAAAGCGAAACUAAAGAAUGUUAUAUUCUAAACGAACUUACAAGAUGUCGAGGACAACAUGAACAGCAAUUACCUUUGUGUUGUAAUGUUCAAGCCAAAAUUAACUUUGAGAGAUGAGAAAAAUAACAUUAUCAGUAAUUACAUACGAUUUUAAAACGUGUCAGAGACGUUGAGAUAUAUCCGGAAAGCAUUAGUUGUAGCUACAGACGACGUUGCUAAAUGUUUGAGGCGGUGUUGAGGGCUGCCUGGAACUAUGAUGAGAUCUGUUAGGAACGAUGUUGAGAAAGAUGUCAGAGAAUCAUGAAGUACGUUUUUGUUUUUUCGAAUUGUUCCAACAAUGGUUAUCCUCUGCUAGUGGCAAACCAGUUAUCCAUGAUCACAUUUCUUCCUGUUCAACCGAGUGUAUCUACCAUCCGUUUAACAACACUUUGUAGGGAAUAGGUCAUUUCAUAAGGACCAAGUGGUUGGCCAAAUAAAUUUCCAUGUUUGAAAUAUAUAAUGUUUUGGAAUCUGCCAAUGCAAAUAUCUUUAUGCCGUAUUUAGACGGCUUGUUGGGCAAAUAUUGCCUAAAAGGACACCUUCCUCUAAAUGCCGGGAGCAUGUCAUCAAUUGUGAUAUACUCAAAGUUAGUGUAGUUGUUCUUACAAUUAGAAACAAACUGAUCAAAGAAAUUUCUGAAUGGUAAAGCGUAAACACUUCAAUAGAAAUCUAAAUCGUUACAAACAUCGUCGCACGAAAAAUUUCUACACCGGUCCCAUCAGUUUGCCAUUACUCUAUUUGCUCAAUAAACCUCUACAAGAUAUGGGAGACCUAUGACAGCUUUGAUUUCUGGUUCACUAGUUCUUUGGUUUUGAAAGGUUCUUAAAAAUAUAAAACGCCAAAAAACGCCAUUGUAAAUGCUAUUUAAAUUUUUUAUUUAUUAACUGCAAAUGUAUGCUAUGCCAUUUGUUUUUAUUAAGUUUUGAAAAUUACAGGAUCCAAGUGGCGACCAUUUUUUUCGAUACACAUUCGAAGCUGAUAUCUGAAAGUUUCCAUCAUUCGAGCAGUAAUUUAAGGCGAUAUUCCUGUAAUUUCUUGGCGUAUUGCUGCUUUCAAUUCGUCAAUGGUUCGGAGAUGGUUGAAAAACCUUCGCUUUCAGGUAGCCCUAAAGGAAAAAGUCGCAUGGGGCAAGAUCGGGCAAACGCGCAGGCCACCCAACGUCUCCACGUAACGAGAUUACGUGUCCUGGAAACAUUUCGCUUAAAACGUCCAUUGUCCUUCUUGCCAUAUGAGCCAUAGCUCCAUCCUCUUGAAUCCACACAUCUGGAUGUUCAAGUUCUCUAAGUUUUGGUUCUAAAAAAUUGCGUAGCAUGUUGACAUAUAGAUCGGCAGUAACGGUAAUCGUUACGCCACCUUCUUCAAAAAAAUAGGGACCCCAUACGCCAAAAGAUCCAACAGCACACCAAACGGUAACACGUAGGCUGUGAAGUGGCCUUUCAUGGAGCUGCCGCGGAUUUUGUGGUGCCCAGUAGCGAAAAUUCUCCUUAUUCACACAGCCAGACAAAUGGAAAUGAGCUUCGUCACUCGUUAUCAAAACUCGUGGUGGGACGUUUUGAAGAAUAUCGUUGGAACAUGCUCUGAGAUUUUCCCAGUCCCGUUCACUAAGUUCUUGCACAAUCAUAAUUUUGUAUGGGUGGAAUUUCAGAUCGGCGUGUAAAAUUCUUCUCACAGAACGAUCUGACGAACGCAAAGCAGAGGCAUGUUUAGCAGCUGAACGGGUAGGAAAUCGUCCCAGUGCUUCUCUUACAGCUGCAACAUUUUCAGGUGUCCGAGCACUUCUGGGUCUACCAGUUUAUUUUUUUAAGGCUGAACCUGUGGCUCUUAAAUUUGAAACCCACAACAGUAUUGUUAUGCGAUUCGGAACCGGAUCAUGUCUACGAAGCUCGAAGUGAGUACGAAAAGUUCUAUGCGUCGUAAUCACUGAUUCGUUUUUUUUAAAUAAAUGUUUCGAUAAUGAAGGCACGAUGCUCGCCCGUCCAAUUCAUGACUGUUCAUGACAACAUGACAAAUGGCAAGGCGUGAACUACCAACUAAAUACGCUAACCUCCCCCAUUUUUCAGUGAUUCGGGCACAGCGGCGUUGCAAAAUGUGGGAGAUCAUUUUGCCGGACCCUGUAGUUUUUUUGUUGGCCUUGUACGUUAGUAUAUCUUACAAUCAUUUCUAUUAGAUCAGUUGUAAAUAAGCUUGACUAACAUUAAAGUUCAGACAACAUUUUUUGAACAGCUUUUUGGUCCGGGAAAGUGACGUACAAUAUUAUGCUUUCGGGUCCGUACAUUUGUUUUGUUUACAGCAACAGUUUACAACCACUUUUUGUCUUUUCCAAUGUAAUACUUAUCCAAGUUAAGUGGUCUACCAAUGUUGAGUGAUCUACCACUGCUGCUUAUAGAUUCAUCAUCUGUGUUAUUACUUGAAAUAUCUUCCAGUAACUCAUUUUUAUCUUCGCUCUCUUUAUUAGUAAUUUCAUUUUCGUUUUCUACUUCCGGGUCGGUUUCUUCUUCAUCUUUACUUUCGCUGCUCUCUAAUACACCUUCUUCCCAAAUGCCAUUAUUUCUUUUCUGUUCCAACUCGCGUAGCACUUCUUCCAUAUACGCCUCUACAACUUUUGGUUGUGUUUCGUAUGCCAUUAUCAUACAAUACUUCUGAAGAAAUGCUUACGUAAUUACAAAAAUCAUUGUUUUCUAAAAUAAAUUAAACCUCUGAGGUGUACUAAACCCCACCGCACUAACGGAGGGUUAACCCAUAACUUCUGCAAUGUUAUAGAUACUAGCACACAUUAGUGUUUGCACUAAUUUCCUUACCCAUAAUGUUCAAUAUUAGCAUAAUUGAUGCAAAACCCAUCGUUGUAAAUGUUAAUGGAGAUAUUCGUGGCUAUAUCUAGUAUUGCUUUACCACUGAAUACAUCUAGGAGUUAAUGCUAAAACGGUGGCAUUGAAAGAUUGGCUCAUCACUGUUUUGAGUGUAAUCGCCUACACACCGAGUGGGACGAUCGUCACUGCUCAGGUCUUCAUAUACUAAUUUGAUGUCCUCGCAUACUUGAAAAUUGAGUGGUUGCUUAUAAGAAAAAUGUUCCAGGGUAUAAGUAGCAUUCGCUUUUUACCACGAAUCCUCUCUUUUUGGGCAUCUAUUGUAUUGAAACUUGGCAUACGUUGACAGUUUGUGAUACAGUGUAGCCUUUAUUUCAUUCCUCAGAUUUUCAAUCUCAUAUAUCACCUUCCCAGUCAACUGUCUUUUUCCACCAAGACCUUUUGCUUCUGCACACGAUCAAUGCAUUUUAUAUAUUUCGUUUUUCUGGCCGAUCUAUAAUGAUUUGCUCUACACUCGUUCUCAUGAGUUUCUGCCCAACUGCAUAUUUUUCGAUAUAUGUUAUUUUGUUCCAGUACUGGCAAGGCUAGUGAUAUUUCGAUUUUAGUACAUAAUUCACAAUUUUGUCGACGUUGCAUCCAAUUACAGUAACUAAGCAACACAAGGAUGAAAUACAAGCUUUAGCCAAGUCCUAUCGCCUGAUACAAUAAUACUGUUUAUUUUUCCUUUAGGACUUAUAAGGGUUUUCCUUCUUUUAAAGCAUUUAAAAUACUAUUUUGGCAAACCGCUUCAGUAGCUAUCGUGAAAUGAUUACAAAAUAAGAUGUGGCAAAUCCUUGUAGAGUGAUGACAACAUUUUAUGAUACCAUCUAAUCCAACUCCUAGCAAUCGUAUUGCGAGCACAUUCGAUAAAUUUCACGUCAGCCGAAAGCUUCGUCGACUUCUACAUCAUGCAGCUUUCCAUAACGUUGAAGUUUCUUUGUAGAUGUGCUAACUACCAAAUUUUCUGAAGCCUCCAAUCUCGUAACGAUUGUUUUCUUCCCCUCACAAUCAUUAUACACUACUUUAUCUCCACUUAUUGCACAAUUUAAUUGAUUAAAGCGAUAGUAAAACCUAUAUGAACUGAAAAAUACGUUUUGAACGUUUAAUACCUUUAAUACCACCUAUGGAAUAGACACUAAUUCUCGAUAAUAAAAACGCUCGUUGAUUGCGCUUACAUAGAGCAUUGAAAGAGCUUCUAGAGUAAGAUGCUCAGCGCUAAUGAAAAUACCCGAAUGCAACCAGGCCUCUGUAAAGUACAAAACAUCGUGAUCUGUAUUUAAUAAACUAUGAUAUAUUUCAGUUAACUUAGUUCUUUGGUCACAAAAAUGUUUAGAAUAAAUUAACAAGAUCGGCCAGAUUCCGUCCACAUCGGCGGCGCAUUUAAUUAUCAAAAGGCGAAUGUGUUCACUCUAGCUCGCAAAAAUCUGACAAUUGCGUUACAAUUGGUAUAAAAGCCUGGCAUCGCAUUUAAGUAUCAAGAGGUGUGUAUCUUCAGGUUAGCUCAUAAAGAUUUGGCAAUUGCGAGAACAUUCGUAAUUGUAAAGUUUGUCGCGAUAUUCUUCGCCCUCUCAAAAACAUCCUUGCCAAUAUUUAGACUUAUUGCCAACAUUGUGUUCAGAUACAUCCCCAACAUUGUGGAUGCUUGUGUCUAAAUAUUUAAAUUGCUACCAAAUUCGAAUAUAAAUGUGUUUACAAAAUUGUACCAGCGCUAUUUGGAAUCUGUUUAACCAAACGGCUAGGAUCGGGUCGAAAAACAGUAACCCAACGAAGAAAUGAUCUUGCUCUCCUCACGUUUAUGAAUUUUGGUGAAAUAACUGUUCUAGUUUGCUGUAAAAUCUACUACAAAAAGCUAGCGGUGCGAAUGGAUUGUCUUAUAAAAGAUUGGCUACAGAGCUAAAAUUGCAACGUAGGCACCGAAUUUGACAUUGACUUCAAAUCACUAAGAAUGGCAUAUUAAUAAUUGAAGCGAGGUAUAGACUUCAGAUCAGUUGCAUUUUUGUCCCAAAGGAACAAACGAACGUCGACGAACAAAGAUAUGUUCUACUUUGUUAAUGACACAGUUAUGUUAGUUAUAACAUAGUUAAUAAAGCAUGUAUAAAAAUACAUACUACGACUUUAUUACUUAAAAACGACUUGCAACGUACUCAUUUUUAUGGUAUAAAUUUUGAGGAUGGCCAGAUGCAUUAUCAUUUACAACAUACAUUUUAUUGCUUUGUAGCCACCAGCUGAUUGAUGAGCUUUUGUCAAAUAAGUUAUUUCUGGAUUUUUUCCAAAAUAACUCUGUUGCGCCGCAUCUGAUUUGGAAAAUGUUUGUUCACCUUUCAGUUUUCCGUUAAGAAUGCCUUCGUAUAAAUCUUCGCAACCAACCAUGGCUCACGGAAAAGGAUGGCUUCUUUUCAGCUAAAGAAAUAGAUAGCGACUGAUCCUGAAUUUUUUUCAGAAAGUUUCACAGUCUUCUUUGUAAUUGAACUGUAUCCAUAUUCCAUUGUAACAUCUCUUAUGUACACAGUUGUGCACAUACUCAUACAAGAUCCUGCUGCUACAGUUUUUCCAAUAGUUUCUUCAUUUUUUCUUACUAUAUUUAUUGUAUUCGAAAAUUUUAUUAGCAACAAUUUGUACACUAUGAAGAUUUCACCUUGAAUGAGUGAAUUCCAUUUCUCCAUCAAUAUUACCAAAUAACAAUGACUGAAAAAAGUGGAAAUCUUUGUGGUCUUUGUGAUCCACAACUAAUUAUUGUGUCAAGUAAGUUAAUUUCUUUUGUUUGUUUUAAACUUUUGGUAAAAUUAUUUGUGUGAACGUUAAAGGGUUAAACAUUUUUUUACAAAACUCUGUAUACAAUACAUUUACGAUUUCUUGGCUAUGAUGUAUGUAGAAUCGAGUACAAAUUUUUACACGGAAAUCUAAUGUAAUAAAUUAGAUUUUAAACGAAAUGAAUGUGAAAAAAAUAGCGAAUUAAAAUUAAGACUGGUUUUUUAAUAAAUAAUCAAAUCGGAAUCACUUGGUAUGUUAUAUCAAAAUACCUAGAAAGAAAGAAAGGAAACAAAAAGAAUUAGGCAGUUGGAUAACCUGUCUUCCUAAUCAAAAAAAUCAUGAAAUUUUUUUACAAUUUUAUAAAAAUAAUCAACUUUAAUCUUACUAGUCAAAAUAGCUCACAAUCACAAAUUCUUUUUGCUCACUUUCGUCGGUUUUAUUAGUCAUACUUACAAAGAUGAAAUACUGGGGGAACAAUAUUUCGUAGAAUUCCGUAAAAAAUACAAUAGAAGGAAAAAGAAUUAGUACUAAAAUAGUUACUAUUUUUAUCACUUUUAUACAAAAAUAAAAACGAAUUGUUUAUGAUCCGUUACACAUGAUAUUUAUUAUAUUUAAUUAAUUAAAGAAAAAAACUAAAAAUAUCUUAGUUGUAGCAGAAUACAGUACUGAAUACAACUCGUUUUUAUUUGGUGCUGUAUAUUUUAGCAAUAGACUUAAUUGUGAGAAAAAUAUUUAUUAAAAAAAUUUGUUAGAUAGCAAUAGAGAAAUAAGUUAUUUCUUUGGUGUUAAAAAAAAGAUUUACGUGCCAUAUUAAAAUAGUAAUAGUAAUA